Messenger RNA from Xiphias gladius (swordfish), 6933 nucleotides. RefSeq names its product calcium channel, voltage-dependent, L type, alpha 1D subunit, b (gene cacna1db). Bases 64 to 6864 code for a protein of 2266 amino acids. The record is from RefSeq and is a predicted model, not a curated record. Gene Ontology annotation, cellular component: voltage-gated calcium channel complex; membrane. Gene Ontology annotation, molecular function: high voltage-gated calcium channel activity. Lineage: Eukaryota; Metazoa; Chordata; Actinopteri; Istiophoriformes; Xiphiidae. The transcript has 51 exons. Gene Ontology annotation, biological process: calcium ion import across plasma membrane.
AUCCCCGCGGAGUGAGGGCAGAAAACGGCGCUAUGAGGCCCCAGAGGAGAGCCAGGUGACAGAAUGCCGUUCAUUAUACGGGGAAGACCCCUGAGGGGGGCACAGUAUGCCAGCAAUAGAAGGACCACUCCCUCCGCUGAUGCCUCGGCGCUCUGGUCAGAAAGCCACACCCGUCUGCACCAGCUCCAUCCACCAGAGCCCCUGCAGGCCCCGGCCAGCACUGGCAAGCCUGUUGGCUCCUCUUAUGGCCUCCUUGGGGCCAAUAGUGGCAUUCAGGGCCCUGGUGGCACUGGUGUCACCCCAGUCCUUGCUUGGCAUGCUGCCAUUAGCGCCGCUCGCCAAGCACAGGGCGAUGAUGCAAAGCCUGACAUGAGUACACGGCCCUCAGUUUGCACUACUGGACCAGCACCCGUAGGUUCACUGGCGCAGAGGAAGAGGCAGCAGUACGCCAAAAGCAAAAAACAGGGAGGAUCUACAAACAGCAGGCCACCCAGGGCUCUGUUCUGCCUCACCCUCAACAACCCGGUCCGCAGGGCCUGCAUCAGCCUGGUGGAGUGGAAACCAUUUGAUAUCUUUAUACUGCUGUCUAUUUUUGCCAACUGUGUGGCCUUAGCCAUCUACAUCCCCUUCCCUGGAGACGACUCCAAUUCUACCAACCAAGAACUGGAGACAGUAGAAUAUGCCUUCCUGAUCAUUUUCACUAUAGAGACAUUUCUGAAGAUAAUUGCCUACGGCCUGGUCAUGCACCAAAACUCCUACGUCAGAAACGGCUGGAACAUGCUAGACUUUGUCAUUGUCGUUGUGGGGCUGUUCAGUGUAGUUCUGGAGAUGAUAACCAAAGACGCUGACUCUGGCGGCCAGUCUGGAGGCAAACCUGGGGGGUUUGACGUCAAGGCCCUCCGAGCCUUUCGCGUGCUCCGACCCCUUCGCCUUGUUUCUGGAGUUCCCAGUUUGCAGGUGGUUUUAAACUCCAUUAUUAAAGCUAUGGUUCCCCUGCUUCACAUCGCUCUGCUCGUCCUCUUCGUCAUUAUCAUUUACGCCAUCAUUGGCCUGGAACUCUUCAUUGGCAAAAUGCAUGCCACGUGCUAUGUGAUACAAACAGGUACCCUCGCGGAAGAAGAGCCCACGCCAUGUGCGGUAUCAGGGCAUGGCCGUCAUUGCCUGCUCAAUGGCACAGUUUGCAGAGAGGGCUGGCAAGGCCCCAACAACGGCAUCACCAACUUCGACAAUUUUUUGUUUGCCAUGCUCACUGUGUUCCAAUGCAUCACCAUGGAGGGCUGGACCGACGUUCUCUACUGGAUGAAUGAUGCAAUGGGCUUUGAGCUGCCUUGGGUUUACUUUGUCAGUCUGGUCAUCUUUGGAUCCUUCUUUGUACUCAACUUGGUCUUGGGUGUGUUGAGCGGAGAGUUUUCCAAAGAGCGAGAGAAGGCCAAGGCUCGGGGAGACUUCCAGAAGCUACGCGAGAAGCAGCAGUUAGAGGAAGACCUAAAGGGCUAUCUGGACUGGAUCACUCAGGCCGAGGACAUCGACCCUGAGAACGAGGAAGAGGGAGACGAGGAGGGCAAGCGUAACCGGGUCACGCUGGCUGACCUCACUGAGAAGAAGAAAGGAAAGUUUGGCUGGUUCACUCAGUCCACAGAGACACAGGCGAGCAUCCCCAUUAGUGAGACAGAGUCGGUGAACACAGAGAAUCACAAUGGAGAGGAAGACAAAUCAUCCUGCUGUGGACCGCUGUGUCAAAAAAUUACUAAGUCAAAGUGCAGUCGUCAGUGGCGGCGGUGGAACCGGCUCUGCCGUAGGAAGUGUCGUGCAGCUGUGAAAUCAGUGACGUUUUAUUGGUUGGUCAUCAUCCUGGUGUUCCUCAACACUCUCACCAUUGCCUCUGAGCACUACAACCAGCCAGACUGGCUGACUGAAGUACAAGAUGUAGCCAACAAAGUUCUCCUGGCAAUGUUCACCUUGGAGAUGCUGGUGAAGAUGUAUAGUUUGGGGCUCCAGGCUUACUUUGUGUCCCUGUUUAACCGCUUUGACUGUUUCGUGGUGUGUGGAGGCAUCAUAGAGACCAUCCUGGUGGAGCUGGCCAUCAUGUCUCCUUUGGGCAUCUCUGUUUUCCGCUGCGUACGCCUCCUUAGGAUCUUCAAAGUUACACGUCAUUGGGCAUCUCUCAGUAACCUGGUGGCCUCUCUGCUCAACUCCAUGAAGUCUAUCGCCUCCCUGUUGCUGCUGCUCUUCCUCUUCAUCAUUAUUUUCUCCCUGCUUGGCAUGCAGCUCUUUGGGGGCAAGUUCAACUUCGAUGAGACUGUGACCAAGAGGAGCACGUUUGAUAACUUCCCCCAGGCUCUGCUCACCGUGUUCCAGAUCUUGACAGGAGAAGACUGGAAUACGGUGAUGUAUGACGGUAUCAUGGCGUACGGUGGUCCGGCCUCCUCUGGAAUGGUGGUCUGCAUUUACUUCAUCAUCCUCUUCAUCUGUGGAAAUUACAUCUUGCUAAAUGUCUUCUUGGCCAUCGCUGUUGACAACCUGGCAGACGCAGAGAGCCUCAACACAGCACAGAGGGAGGAAGAGGAGGCCAAGAAGAGGAAGAACAGUGCCAAGGAUACAAGCAUAGAGAAGAAGAGAGUUGAAAUAACAGAAGCCCAAGAUGGCGAGACCAAGGUGCCAGCAGAGGUCUUGCUAGAAGAAGACAAGGAGUUGUAUUCUGCCAUCGACUCUCCAGUGUGUGACAAUGAUGACAAUAAUGAUGACCUCCCAGAAGUCCCCUCUGGACCCCGUCCCCAGAGGCUGUCUGAACUCAGCAUCAAAGAAAAGACUCCGCCCAUCCCGGAGGGCAGCGCCUUCUUCAUCUUCAGCAGCACUAACCCGUUUCGUGUAUUCUGCCAUAAGCUGAUCAACCAUCAGAUCUUCACCAACCUCAUCUUGGUCUUUAUCAUGCUCAGCUCCGUCUCUCUGGCUGCCGAGGACCCCAUUCGCAAUUUCUCUGCUCGCAAUAUUAUACUUGGUUAUUUUGACUAUGCUUUCACCGCAAUCUUUACUGUUGAGAUCCUGUUGAAGAUCCUAGGCUAUGCAGACUAUGUCUUCACUAGUAUGUUUACAUUUGAGAUCCUUAUUAAGAUGACAGCAUUUGGAGCGUUCCUUCAUAAAGGGGCGUUCUGUAGAAACUACUUCAACCUAUUAGACCUGCUGGUCGUUGGUGUGUCUCUGGUGUCCUUCGGCAUUCAGUCCUCUGCCAUCUCCGUGGUGAAGAUUCUCCGUGUUUUGAGAGUCCUCCGUCCACUCAGAGCCAUUAACAGAGCCAAGGGACUCAAGCACGUGGUCCAGUGUGUGUUUGUGGCCAUCAGGACCAUCGGCAACAUCAUGAUCGUCACCACCCUGCUGCAGUUCAUGUUUGCUUGUAUCGGUGUGCAGCUUUUCAAGGGGAAAUUUUAUCGAUGCACAGAUGACGCAAAGUCCAGCCCAGAGGACUGCAGGGGUACAUACAUUCUCUACAACAACGGGGACACAGCGCUGCCCAUGGUGAGGGAGAGGAUCUGGUACAAUAGCGACUUCAACUUUGACAACGUCCUCAUGGCCAUGAUGGCUCUCUUUACCGUCUCCACCUUUGAAGGAUGGCCCACCCUGUUGUAUAAGGCCAUCGACUCCAACAGAGAGAACAUGGGUCCCAUCUACAACUACCGCAUCGAGAUCUCCAUCUUCUUCAUCAUCUACAUCAUCAUCAUCGCCUUCUUCAUGAUGAACAUCUUUGUUGGUUUUGUUAUUGUCACCUUCCAGGAGCAGGGGGAGAAGGAGUACAAGAACUGCGAGCUGGACAAGAACCAGCGUCAGUGUGUGGAAUACGCUCUCAAAGCUCGUCCUCUGCGGCGCUACAUCCCCAAAAACCCCUACCAGUAUAAGUUCUGGUAUGUGGUCAACUCCACUGGUUUUGAGUACGUCAUGUUUGUCCUAAUCAUCCUCAACACCCUGUGCCUGGCCAUACAGCACCAUGGUCAGUCUCAUCUGUUUAACUACGCCAUGGACAUCCUCAACAUGGUUUUCACUGGGGUUUUCACUGUGGAGAUGAUCCUCAAGCUUAUCGCUUUCAAACCCAGAGGCUAUGUCGGGGACGCCUGGAACGUCUUCGAUGCUCUGGUGGUGAUUGGCAGUGUAGUCGACAUCAUACUCAGCCAGAACUAUUUUGCUGAUGCAUGGAACACGUUUGAUGCCUUAAUUGUUGUGGGUAGCGUGGUUGACAUUGCCAUCACUGAGAUCAAUAACACAGAAGACAGCGCUCGCAUCUCCAUCACCUUCUUCCGCCUGUUCAGGGUGAUGCGAUUAGUCAAACUGCUGAGCAGGGGGGAGGGCAUCAGGACUCUGCUGUGGACCUUCAUCAAGUCCUUCCAGGCUCUUCCCUAUGUUGCACUCCUGAUUGCCAUGUUGUUCUUCAUAUAUGCUGUAAUCGGAAUGCAGGUGUUUGGGAAAAUAGCCAUGGUGGAUGGAACACAAAUCAACCGCAACAACAACUUUCAAACUUUUCCUCAAGCUGUCCUGAUGCUCUUCAGGUGUGCUACAGGUGAGGCCUGGCAGGAGAUCAUGCUGGCCUGUCUGCCAGGGAAGCUGUGUGAUUCAGAGUCAGACUACAACCCCGGAGAGGAAAGAACCUGUGGCAGUGGUUUCGCCAUUAUCUACUUCAUCAGCUUCUACAUGCUCUGUGCUUUUCUGAUCAUCAACUUAUUUGUAGCCGUCAUCAUGGAUAACUUUGACUAUCUGACCCGUGACUGGUCCAUUCUGGGGCCGCAUCACUUGGAUGAGUUUAAAAGGAUCUGGUCCGAAUAUGACCCUGAAGCCAAAGGCAGGAUAAAGCAUCUUGACGUGGUGACUCUGCUGAGGAGGAUCCAGCCUCCGCUGGGCUUCGGCAAGCUGUGCCCUCACAGGGUGGCCUGUAAGCGUCUGGUGGCGAUGAACAUGCCCCUGAACAGUGAUGGGACGGUCAUGUUUAAUGCCACUUUGUUUGCUCUGGUCCGCACUGCUCUCAAGAUUAAGACUGAGGGUAACCUGGAACAAGCCAAUGAGGAGCUUAGAGCUGUCAUCAAGAAGAUCUGGAAGAGGACCAGCAUGAAGCUGCUGGACCAAGUGGUGCCCCCUGCAGGCGAUGACGAGGUAACAGUGGGGAAGUUCUAUGCCACCUUCCUGAUACAGGACUACUUCAGGAAGUUCAAGAGGCGGAAAGAGCAAGGUCUUGUGGGAAGGCGCUCAUGGGAGAGGCUGAACACCACCAUGGCUUUACAAGCCGGCCUGCGCACGCUGCAUGACAUUGGACCAGAGAUCCGUCGAGCCAUAUCAUGUGACCUGCAGGAAGAGGGGCUAGUAGGUGCUAAUGGAGAGGAAGAAGAGGAAAUCUACAGGCGUAAUGGUGGUUUGUUUGGGAACCAUGUCAACCAUGUCAGUGGCGAUCAGCAAGGCUCUUCCCACCCGACCACUGUCACCCAGCGCCCGCUACAGAUCCUGCCCUUCUCCUGCGGCUCCUCGACUGAACCCACCGAAACUGGCAGGAGAGCCAGCAACAAUGACAGGGAAGGAGAGACAGAGAUGAACUCUUCACCCAUCCAGUAUAAUCAUCAUUAUCACCCCCCUCAUCCGUAUAAUUACACUCACUGUAAUUCCACUCGCCAUCAAUCGCCAAUACCCUCCAAUGCCAACCUCAACAAUGCCAACGUGCCCUCACUUCUCUCCAUGACCAGUGUGAGGCAGCAGAAGUGUUUGUCCUCCACCCAAAAUGGAUCAUCAGCGUCCCCUUACAGCAAAGGAGUGCCGGACAAGCCUUGGAAAUCACACUCCUCAAGGACACGCUACUAUGAGGCCUACAUUAGGUCAGAAAGCGGUGGUGGACUUUACCCCACCAUUCGUCGAGAGGAGCCGAGCGGCAGGGACAGCGAUGAUGAGCGAGGCUCAGGAGAGUACUACAGCGGAGAGGAGUUUCAUGAAGACAACAUCAUGCUCACAAGGGACAGGUACGGCAACAGCAACUACUUUGACCCUGAGGUUUCCAGGGGCAACCACCAGCCUGAUAAUUACUAUGAUGAUGAUCAACAGCUCAUCUUCCAAGACAGCAGGCGGUCACCCAUGAGAUGGUUUUUACCCUCACCUCAAGCCUCAAACAGAACCACAUUUAGUUUUGAGUGUCUUCGCAGAAGAAGUAGUCAGGAUGAUGCUCCACCCUCUCCGUCCUGUACAGCUCUUCCACUACACCUGGUGCAGCAACAGGUAAUGGCGGUGGCCGGCCUUGACGCCAGCAGAAUUCACCGUUCGUCUCCGACAAGGUCGCUGCGCUCCUGGGCCACGCCUCCAGCUUCACCCAUCAGCCUCGACUGCUCGCCGUGCUACACACCGCUCAUACAGGUUGACUGGCGCAGUCCCGGCAGCGUGGGCAGCAUCCCCGGAGCGGUGAAGAGGAGUUCCUGGUAUACAGACGGCCAGGACGGCCCUCCCAGCCGCAGCCAAUCUCCGUCACAUCUACAGCUACCCGCAGAGAGCUGCUCUCACUUCCUGCAGAAGAGAGGCAGUGCCAACAGUCUGGUGGAGGCUGUGUUGAUCUCUGAGGGUCUGGGGAAAUACGCCAGAGACCCUAAGUUUGUGUCAGCGACCAAACACGAGAUUGCAGAUGCCUGCGAGAUGACAAUUGACGAGAUGGAGAGCGCCGCCAGCAAUCUCCUGAAUGGGAGCGUGGGCAAUGGCAACAAUAGGGCAACAGGGAACGUCAGCUCGGAGCCAAAUGCCACCACGCAUCUUAGAGACCGCAGCAUCCGUGACUACAGUGACGAGGAGCCGUAUGUGGCUGUGAAAUGCGAGGAGGACUUAACGGAUGAGAUGAUAUGCAUCACGUCGCUAUAGCAGCGGCUCACAUGGGAUUAUUUAGAUGUUUUUUGAAUUGAAUUUCUACUAUUGUUCCACAUUGAGGGG